This is a messenger RNA of Aethina tumida (small hive beetle), 1725 nucleotides long. RefSeq names its product coiled-coil domain-containing protein 96. Bases 91 to 1662 code for a protein of 523 amino acids. Gene Ontology annotation, biological process: cilium assembly. Gene Ontology annotation, cellular component: ciliary basal body; axoneme. The record is from RefSeq and is a predicted model, not a curated record. The transcript is spliced from 11 exons. Lineage: Eukaryota; Metazoa; Arthropoda; Insecta; Coleoptera; Nitidulidae.
GCCUGAAUCAUACAUUGCCUUAUUGCAGUCAUUUUACUCACAAUUUAGUGUUCUUAAACAAAAUACAUUAAUUGCAUUUAGCUGAUAAAAAUGGAUGAAGAGGAAAGUAAUAUACGGGAGAAGUCAGAAGAAAUGAUUUAUGAGGAUACUGGAGAAAAAGAUUUAGCUAAUAACUCGGAUAUAAUAAUUUCUACAGCACAGAGAGCUUCUGAUGAUUCCGGUGCACUUACCGUUAUGGAUUUUGAUGAUGGAGAGGAAGAGGAUGAAGAAGGAUCUAAAGAAUAUGGAAAAGAAGAAGAAACCUUGAAUGAUUUUCAGAAUAUGCAAAGAAAAAUUCAUUACGAUGCGUCGAUUAACCCGCAGGACUUCUCGAACGAAAUAAAAAAGGUGAGCGGAGAUUUCAUCGGUCUCACCCCGUCCCAAACAUUACUUGUAGAUUACACCACCAUAAUUCCGGAGACAGUCAUUGUUGAGGAGGUGAUUGAAGAAGAAGAAGAAGAGGAAGCAGAAUCACAGAAAUCUUCCUCAAUAACGCUCGACGAGCCGGUUUUCGAUAGAGAAGAGCUCGUCGCUAAGCUCUCCCAGAUUAUGGCGGAAACUGAAAUUGAAAGAUCGAAAAACCAUUUUUUGGAAAAAAAGAUUUUGGAGUUUAUGAGGAGGCGGAAAAUGGAAUCUGGUUUAAGAGACUUUGACGUACCUGAGGGCUUAGACUUCCUACGCAGAUACAAACAACAGUUAACGGCAUUUAAAAACCAGAGAGACUAUUACAAUCAACAAUAUUCAUUACUCAAUGAAGAACUAUCGUCAGCAGAAAAAAGGACUCUAAAGACGGAGAAGAUGAGAAACGACAUUCAACACAAAUUGUGUCACCGCGAAAAGGAAAUCGGUCGCGGGCUAAUCCAUUCGAAAACUGGAAAAGCUAUUUCUGAUCAGUUGGUAGAAAAUCUUGUCAACAGACAAAACAGAAAUUUUAAACAAAUAUCCGAGAUGAGGUUGAAGUAUCUGAUUGCUAAGAUAAGAAAUCAGAAAAUACAGGACAAGAUAAACAAGGCAAAUGUGAUCGACGGUGAUUUGAGUCUGAUGGAUUAUGAAGUGAUGAGAAACCUUAGAAACGCUCAAGUUGAAAAAAUGGAGGAGCGUGAAGACGAACUGAACAAGUUGAGGACGAUAUGCACAAAUUCUAUUCAAGUUUUGGCCCACCUCAAAGAAAAACUCAGUACUUGUGAUUUAGAUUUAGAGAUCUACAUCGAUAAAUAUAAUGACGCAGAAUAUCUACUGAAGGAGAAACGGGAAUAUGUGACGCAAUUAAAAAGGGAAAGAGACCGUAUUAGACACAGAACUUACAAUCUCAAAGAACAAUCUGGGUUAUUGACCAAGUUAGACUUACUAAGGGAUAUGGAAGAAAGUGUUAAGGAAUUAAAAAUCGUUAAGAAAAAAUUAAGAAUAUCUGAACAAAACGUCCAGAUAAAAAAAAUAAAGGUUAGGAAUAUUAGGAAAAAUAUUGAAGAGUUUCAAGCCAGUCAGAGAAAGGCAAGCAGAAUACAUCAAUUUACAGGUGACAAAAAGAAACCCAGGAAAGUCAAGACGACAUCAACUCUCCCUGCCGAAGCUUUUCGAGAUAUAAAAGUUUUACCCAGACCGAAAAUUGGUUGCGAAAAGUGAAAUACAUGUUUAUUAGGAAUAUAUAAAUUUUAUAUAUAAUAAAUGAUAAUGAAAAGUUGAUAA